Messenger RNA from Cladophialophora bantiana CBS 173.52, 1449 nucleotides. RefSeq lists its product as uncharacterized. The transcript is spliced from 2 exons. Bases 1 to 1449 code for a protein of 482 amino acids. The record is from RefSeq and is a predicted model, not a curated record. Gene Ontology annotation, molecular function: RNA binding. Lineage: Eukaryota; Fungi; Ascomycota; Eurotiomycetes; Chaetothyriales; Herpotrichiellaceae.
AUGUUCAUAGGGGGACUUAACUGGGAAACAACCGAUCAAUCACUUCAUGAUUACUUCUCACAAUUCGGCGAAGUUCAAGAAUGCACCGUCAUGCGAGACAGCGCCACAGGCCGCUCUCGAGGCUUUGGAUUUUUGACAUUCAAGGACCCCAAGACAGUUAACACCGUAAUGGUUAAGGAACAUUUCUUGGAUGGGAAAAUUGUAAGACCUACCCAUUUCGAUACGUCCCGGGAGACACAGGAAAAACUUGGUUCCCUUUCUCGAAAACAUUUGGUCCCCCGGAAGAACGAAGGCUUACUGAGGUGUGCCCAGAUCGACCCCAAGCGAGCGAUCCCCCGAGACGAACAGGAAAAGACAGCCAAGAUAUUUGUGGGCGGAGUCAGUCAAGAUGCCACCGAGGAAGAUUUUGAAGGCUUUUUUGCUCAGUUUGGGCGGGUCAUCGAUGCCACACUCAUGAUGGACAAAGACACCGGCCGACCGCGAGGCUUUGGAUUCGUGACCUUUGACAGUGACGCUGCCGUAGAGAAAUGCCUGCAGUACCACCCGCUUGAGAUUCUGGGGAAGCCUAUCGAGGUCAAGCGCGCACAACCAAGAGGCAAGAUGGGCGAAGAUGACGAUUACGGUCGUGGUCGAGGGAGAGGCAAGUUCGGACGCGACGACCGCUUUAGUACUGAUACCACCCAAGCUCCACAAAACCCCCAAGCUCAAACUCCGAGCAUGAUGGGCGGCACCACUGGGAUGACCCCUCAGAUGAUGGCGCAGUAUUGGCAAAGAAUGCAGCAAUACUUCGCAAUGAUGCAGCAGCAGAUGGCGGCCAACAUGAUGGGCGGCAUGGGCGGCAUGGGCGGCAUGGGAAAUAUGGGCAACAUGGGUAUGAAUCCCCAGAUGCUGGCGCAAAUGCAAAUGCAGCAACAGAUGCAGAAAAUGCAAGGAGCAAAUAGCCCCAAUGCUCAGAACGUCGGCGGCAUGCAAGGCAUGACUCCUCAGAUGAUGCAACAGAUGAUGCAGAUGCAACAGGGUGGGAUGAACAUGGGGUCAAAUCGACCACCGAUGGGCCCCGGCAGUAUGGGAGGAGGGCCACGAGCUGGCUUUUCAGCACAAGAGCAGUUGGCAUUUGAACAGCAGAAAUACGAACAGCAGCAACAGGUACGUCGUCAGGGCGGGUUUCCGCAAGGUCCUCGCGGCGGCGGCUUUCAGGGCCAGGGCCAAAGCGGGCCACAGUCGUGGGAAGGAAUGUACGACGACGUUCCCCAGCCAGAAGGAAAUGUCGGUGGCAGAGGCUCAGCAGGGCCCGUUCGCCAACAUACGCCAAAACCGCCUAAGGGUCCCGGUGGUGCCUCUCAAGUGAGCGCGGCUCCGGCCAAUGCGCCCACUGGGCCCAAGAAUGCCGGCAAGCCCGGAGCGAAUUUCAGAGGAGGUAGAGGCCGAUACCAUCCAUACGGAAGGUGA